Messenger RNA from Funneliformis mosseae, 461 nucleotides. The record is from the annotation of a GenBank genome assembly. NCBI's taxonomy places the organism in Eukaryota, Fungi, Glomeromycota, Glomeromycetes, Glomerales, Glomeraceae.
GGAUUUUAAUCGGAGUUGACAGAGAAAUUUGGCAAAUGGAAGUUUCAGGGCCACCCAGCACUUCUACAAAUCAUCAUACCGUCGGUGACACGAAAAAAUCUAUACAAACUGAUAUAUUGAAUUUGGUUGGCGUCCUAAGUAAUCAUCUUGACCUCGAUGUGAAAAUUGCAAAAGAUAUUAAAGUGUUCAGCACACAAGUUAUAGGCAUAUUGACAAUGUACGCCUUUAGCAUGCAGGAAGACGGCAUAUUUUUUACAUAUGAGCUUGUAUCUGCAGAAUUGCCGUUUGAUUUCCAUUCAAGGUCAAAGUACAUGGCAGUCUUUCGGUUGAUGGCUAUUUUCCAUGAUGAGAUAGUCCAGCAGAAGGCAAUUAUGGAUAAAAUUGAUCGUAUUCUCGUUCCCUGCGAGGGUAAAUGCGUUCGUGAUGUUUUGAAGAUUCCAGCGUACUUACGAGAUAUAUGA